CCUGCCCGCGGUGGCCGGCUCCUCUGGCAGGGGGACUGCCGGGACAGGGCUGCCCCAGAUAGCACGGCGGGGCUGGGUGGGGGGCACAAGUGGGCACAGGGGAUGGAGCCAUGGAGAAGACAUCCCUGCACAACGACAGCCUGCUCUAUGCCUCCCUGAUUGCCAUCCUCCUCCUCAUCUCCUAUUGGUUCACCACUCGCUGCUUCAAAAUCAUCAGCGGCAUUGAAGGCAAUCCGCCAGUCCAAACUAAAAAAGCGCUGAAGCAGCGAUUCCUCAAACUGCUGCCCUGCUGCCGGCCCAAAUCCAUCCCCUCGCUCAGCGAAAACAGUGUUGAGGAUGAGUUUGAGCUCUCCACCGUUUGCCACCGCCCCGAGGGGCUGGAUCAGCUUCAGGAGCAGACCAAGUUCACCCGAAAAGAGCUGCAGGUCCUGUACCGAGGCUUCAAGAACGAGUGCCCGAGUGGCAUUGUCAAUGAAGAAAACUUCAAGCAGAUCUAUUCACAGUUCUUCCCUCAGGGAGACUCCAGCACGUACGCCAGCUUCCUCUUCAAUGCCUUUGACACCGACCAUGAUGGCUCUGUCAGCUUUGAGGACUUUGUGUCUGGGCUGUCCACCAUCCUGCGGGGCACCAUUGACGAUCGCCUGAACUGGGCCUUCAACCUCUAUGACCUGAACAAAGAUGGCUGCAUCACCAAAGAGGAAAUGCUGGACAUCAUGAAGUCCAUCUAUGACAUGAUGGGCAAAUAUACCUACCCGGCCAUGCGGGAGGAAGCACCCCGGGAGCAUGUGGAGAACUUCUUCCAGAAAAUGGACCGGAACAAGGACGGCGUGGUGACAAUUGAGGAGUUCCUGGAGUCCUGCCAGAAGGACGAGAACAUCAUGCGGUCCAUGCAGCUCUUCGACAGUGUGAUUUAGCUCCCGGACCUGCCUCCAGCCGAGCGCUCCUGACACUGGGCCCAGAACCUGCUUCUCUCUCUUGACUUUUCCUUUGAGCCUCCCCUCCACUGGCUGCACAGACACCCCACAGGAAGGGGCCUCCCUUUCCGGAGAUGCAGUCAGCGCUGAGAUCUUCCCUUUCCCCUGGGCUGGCUCUGCUUUCCUCAGGGGAUCCCAAGCAGGUGCUCCCAGACAUCGGAGCGUGGGCAUAGCUGGCACAGGAUGAGCAUUUCACCUGGAUGGACCUCCCUGCACCCAUUCCUGGUGCGGAAGCCGCAGCCUUGGGCUGCAAUAGAGGGUUUUCCCCAUGCACACCACCCUGUGCAGCCACAGCUCCCCUAACCCUGAUCCUCUCCAGCCCCAGGAGCCCCCAGUCCCGGCUCCAACCCAAAUCCUCCAGUGAUGCUGUCUAGAAACCAAUAAAGUCUUGCAAAGGGCCCCAGUGCCUUGGCUUCCUCCCCUGCCCUGGCUGUGCCCUGCCAUGGGGAGUGUGCCUGGCAUGUUUGGCUGUGAGCUGCUGGCCACCCUCCCUGUCCAGACACUGGGCCAGUGGGUGAGCAGAGGGACCGUGCCUGGAGAGGGCAGCCACAUGGGCACUUGGGGCUCAUUGCUGCAUGAACUAUGGGGAGCAUCCCCUGACCCCAAGGGUCCUGGUUAGACCUAGGAGGCUCAUCCUGACAAGGGGAGAGAGGAGACUAAAGGAACCCCGAGGUGACUUCUUGUGGCACAGGUCCCCCAGAAUGAAGGAUGCAGGGCUGGGAGGGCUGCAGCCUCAAACCUGUCCCUUGAGUUUGGAAUGCUGG
Molecule: messenger RNA, 1738 nt
Organism: Myiozetetes cayanensis
Lineage: Eukaryota; Metazoa; Chordata; Aves; Passeriformes; Tyrannidae
Gene: KCNIP2
Product: potassium voltage-gated channel interacting protein 2
Exons: 9
Coding region: 111-914 (267 amino acids)
Biological process (GO): regulation of potassium ion transmembrane transport
Cellular component (GO): voltage-gated potassium channel complex
Molecular function (GO): calcium ion binding; potassium channel regulator activity
Source: RefSeq, a predicted model, not a curated record